Molecule: messenger RNA, 1410 nt
Organism: Anoplophora glabripennis (Asian longhorned beetle)
Lineage: Eukaryota; Metazoa; Arthropoda; Insecta; Coleoptera; Cerambycidae
Product: protein PIF-like
Exons: 4
Coding region: 1-1410 (469 amino acids)
Source: RefSeq, a predicted model, not a curated record
AUGAAUGAUAAAAUCGCCCAGCUUACUUCUUCUGUUGAUAGUAAAUUUACCGAAAUCUCAGCAUUUUUCCAAAGUUCUCUCGAUGCAAAGAUUUCUGAUUUAAAUACUGACAUCCAUGCUCUAAAACACGAUUUGCAGAAUACUCUGGUUAAAACCCAACUUCCAUCUAAUUCCAUUAAGCCUAAACUGUCCUACUCUGCUGUUGUUGAGAAUAAAGCUAGCGUUAUUGUGAAGCCUAAAAACAAACAAAAUGUAAGUGCGACCAAGAGUGAUGUACUGAAGUCCAUCGACCCUGUUGCAUCUAAUAUUAGUCUUACCAAUGUUAAAAAUGCUAGAGAUGGUGGCAUUAUUGUUAGUUGUUCUACUUCCGGAGACUGUGAUAGGUUCAAGAACUUGGCCGGUGAUACAUUAUCCAAUAAGUAUGAUGUUAAAGAAAUUGCUGCCUUACACCCUAGGAUUAAAAUUGUUGGCAUUUCUGAACGUUUUGAUGAUCUUUCGCUGACAAACUUUAUUAAGAGUCAAAAUAGUAAUGUUUUUAACCAAAACAGUGUGUUUAACCUGUUAAAUGUUGCUCCCUUAAAGAAAAAUAAAAAUUUGUACCAGGCGUCUUAUCAGGUCGAUCGAAUUACUUAUGGUAGAAUUAUGGAUGAGGAUGAUGAAAAUAAAGAUGAAGAUGAAUAUGAUGAAAAUCAAGGUGAAGAUGAAGUUGGAGAUGAAAAUGAAGCUGAAGAUGGAUAUGAAGAUGAAAAUGGAUAUGAAGAUGACGAUGAUGAUGAUGACGAUGAAACUACAGAUGAAGUAGAUGAAGAUGAAUAUGAUGACAAUGAAGAUGGCGACGAAAAUGAAGAUGAUGUUGACGAUAACGAUGACGAUAACAAUGACGAAGUUGACGAUGAAGAUGGAUAUGACGAUGAUGAAAAUGAAGAUGAAGUAGAUAAAGAUGAAUAUGAUGACGAUGAAGACGAAGAUAAAAUGAAGGACAAUAAUGACAAUGGAAAUGGUGAAGAUCAAGUUGACGAUGAAGAUGGAGCUGAAAAUGGAUAUGAAGAUGACGAUGAAGAUGAAGAUGAUGUUGGUGAUGAAAAUGUAGAUGAAGGUGACGAUGAUGAUGAAAAUGAUGAAGAUGACGAUCAAGAUGACGAUGAAACGGACGAUCAAGAUGACAGUGAAUAUGACAAUGAAUAUGACGAUGAAAAUGACGAUGAAAAUGACGAUGACAAUAAUGAUGAUGAAAAUCAAGAUGACGAUGAUGGUGAUGAUGAUGAUGAAACUACAGAUGUAGAUGAAGAGGAAUAUGAUGUCAAUAAAGAUGAAUAUGAUGACAAUGAAGAUGGCGACGAAAAUGAAGAAGGCAUUGUCUUCCGCGUCACUGGAAACCUUCCCGACACCUUGCCUGAUAGGUCUUUGUAA